Messenger RNA from Phyllotreta striolata, 6131 nucleotides. Lineage: Eukaryota; Metazoa; Arthropoda; Insecta; Coleoptera; Chrysomelidae. The record is from the annotation of a GenBank genome assembly.
CUUUUUUGGGUUAUAAUUUAUAAAAACAAUUUUUGGAAGGUGCCGUGUUUAUUUAAAAUUAGUAAAAAUUUCUUCAAAUCUGGAUGAUAAAACAGAAAUAAUGAUUGCUGCCUCAGACCCACAGGAAUAUGUUCCAAGUGGCCGGCAGCAAGCAUUACGCCACCCCGGCCCCAUGGAAGCUUCCAUAAAAACUGAUAUACCCGAAAUAGACGACCCCAUUUUGAAUAAGCUCGAGAGCGUGUCUUUAACGGAUAGUAAAAAAACAGAAUGGUGGACUCUGAGAAAGGUACAAGAACUGAAGCAAUACUGCCAAGAAACGAAAGAACCAGAUAGAAUAGAGAACAAAAGUUUUAUGACCUCUAAUUAUAGACGGAGGUAUAGUGAUAUUUCCGAUGAUUCUUUCAGUUUGAAAUCGAACGUGGACGUUAGUUUGAAUAAAUUUGGAAAAAGAUUAUCGGAUGUAAACUCUUCGAAAUUUUCAAAUAAAAGGCUUUCAGUAGACAAUGAGCCUAGGGACAAAAGCGACGGAUGUUUCCUUAGCCAGAGAACUGGCGAAUGUAAUUUUAAAACCAAGAAAAAUGCCACAUACAUGGAAGAUGAAUUAUAUGUUAAUGGCUAUACAGUUACUUGGUCCAGGGGUUUAGUGAAUAGUUACGAUGAUUUAGAUAACGGAAGGAAAACGAUUUGCUCUUACACUUCCGAUUUUGUGAUAAAGCAAGCCUUGUGGUGUACAUUUUACUGCGAAUGUCCAGUCUUCCACGAAAACUCCAUGAAUUUCGUUAAUUGCAAUGAAUCGACCGGUACUCCCAUUGAAUCCGUGUGCAUCACAGAUUCUCACACCAUUCAGGUGUUCACUCCGAAAGGCGAAGAUUUUACAGUCUCCGUGCCAUUUAUUUUAAACAAAAUAUGGAACACCAAAUUUGGAAUUUUAUUGUCGAAAGAAAGUGGAGGUUUUCCUAAAGAUUACUUGUAUGAAAUGAAAGGCACUUUGUAUUCUUUGGCAUAUCCUCUGGAUGAUGUAUGCCCCGUAGUCGUUAACCAAAAUGGCUACCUGUCAAUUUUAAAUAAUAGUAGUGUACAAGUUGUUUUUACUUCAGUUAAUCCAAGUAUUUGUAUGGUCUUCGAUACUGCUACUAAACAACACAGUGUAUAUAGAAUAAGAAAAUUAAGACCAAAUGAAUACGAUGCUGGAGACAAAUUGUCUAGUAUGUGUGCUAAUCAAUCAAUUAAGUUAAAAAACAAACUUUCUAUGUGGGAAAAUGUUAACAGUAGGAUUUUACCGCCUACUUCGAUUACCACCAUUUCAAAUACAGCGCAUUUUCCUAACAAUAGAUCUCAAACCUCAAUGGCCAUGGUGAGUCGAUGCCAAUCACCUGCUCCUUCUUCAUACAGCAGUCCUUGGGUACAACGUAACUCCCAAAUGUACAGUAGUAUAAAGAAUUCCGAGAUAAAUAAAUCUUACUUCGAUUUGUCCAAAACCGCGUCGUUUCUUAGGGCGAAUCCGUCCCUUUGUUUGGAUUAUUUGUGGACGGACAAUUACUCGUUUCAAGAUACCAAUAUAGCUGCACCUGCAACUAAAGUCUUCUUUACGGAAGAUUUCGUAGGUCAAAAGUACCUAUGCUACGUUUUAGAUACCAGAUCUCAAUUAUCAAUAGUUAAAGUAGAUUAUUCAGGACGAAAUUUUACCUUUGGUGUGCUAACUAGUAUUAGUGCAAAGGACGCGGCGUCUAUACCACAUCUACGUAUGUUAGCUAUAUUAGAACAUAGCGGUAACGUCACUUUAUAUUCCGGAUUAAAUGUUAUCGGAAAAUUGCAUAUUGGAGGUACUUUAGCUCAACACGCACCUUCCCCCUAUAUCAGGAGAGCAGCCUACUCCCCUUACCCACGACGGAGUACUCUCCUGCCUCAUUUGAAACCAGGAGAUCUGAAAUUCGAUGAGCACUUGCUCUCUCCAGUUUUACCUGCCAUAUCAAGAGUGGGUUCCAGAAGUUCCAUUCUUCAUUUAAGUUACACCGAACAUGACAAUAAAAAAGUGGUCUUGAGCAACCUCAUGGACGCCAUCGAAGACCGAUUAACGCUCAAAUACACGGACGGAACGUGCUACAGAAUCACUCUACCCAGCAUUUCUUCUACUUCUUUGGUGGAUAGUUGUUUAAUAGCUUUACGCCAGAUUCUUCCGAAGGAUAUCGCAGCGGUGCUGUUGUGUAGAUGGUACGCUACAAAAAACGUGAUAGGUGCUCAGGAUACGACUUUCGAACAAGAGUGGAAUAUGUUCGCGCUUCUAUUAUUCGAACUUCUUGGAUAUGACUAUGAUCAAAUCAGUGACGGAUCGUCAGAGCCACCCAUAACGCCGUCCAGUCUAUCAAAGAAGCAGAAAUAUUCUUCGGGAACGGAUCAAGAUUGGUCAUAUUUGCUAUCCUCCGAUCACACGAAAUGCAACGAAAAUCUAAUCGCCACGUUGAAAAUCGGUAACCCGCCCGACUCCUCGAAAAACGAACGUGGUUUCGAAGGAAUGAUAGACACGGGAGGCGUUUUGUUCCCCUACAUCAGGCAAAUACACUUCAGUUUCCACUUACUCUACGAAGACAUCAAGCUCAACGUAUUCAGAUCGGAGGAACUGCUGCCGUUGAUGAAGUUUCUAAACCGACUGUCGCUCGAUCUCGACCUGAAGGAAUACAGCUUGCACUAUUGGCUCGAUUUUCCCGAACACGCCGUGAUCGAGGCCAAGCCCGCCAUUCCCGACAACGAGCUGAAGAACAUCGCCGUUUGGCCCGGAUUCUCCCAAAUGCCUUACAGCGUCUUCAGGUCUAUUUACAACAUGCUGGACGAAUCUUACUUUCAACCCUACCCUUAUUUACCUAAUGUGAAUUCCAGAUCGAGGGAUAUUUUGGAGUUGUGCGGUAUUGUUACUGAAAGUGAUAAUUCUCAUUCGAUGAGCGAGGUGGAUUUAAAUAGUUUCGUUAAAGAAAUCGACUGUACCACUCUUAAGGAUCUACCGCAAUCCGCUUGCAAUCAAAAGAAAUUAUCGAAUAACGUACCCGCUGCUGCUCAGCUUAUUUUGCUCAUGGUUGAAAAAAAUAUUACAACCAGUUACCUGGAUACGUUACCGUACUCCAUAUUUUACCUACUCUACAAUACAUUGUGGAAGUGCAGAGAAAACCCUCCCGCCGACUGGCCCCCCGAAGCGUAUUACCUGAUAUGGAGAGAAGACCUGGCCGCUGCGGCGGUGAAAAUUAAGAAAGAAAAACAGGAAUAUUCGCAGGAGCUUUUGGGAAUGUGCAGCAACACCCAAUUGGAGGACGUUAUGCCAGGCAUCAAAGCGGAUUUCGAACAAACCGACGGCAUGGAGGAUAUCGACAAUUCGCUGAUGAAACUCCGAUUCAGCGACGACGUGAGAGUGAACGAGGCCAGGAAAAUGCUGCAGAGCUCGAGGCCGGUGUCCAUAGUUCUGACGCAAAGACCCGACGUUUCCGAUCACGAUUUCAUCGAGGAGCAGGAAAAACACUUGUACGGCUUAUGCAUCAGGACGAUGGCUUUGCCCGUUGGAAGGGGAAUGUUUACGUUGCGUACAGCUAGGCCUGUCAUUACGGAGCCUCUUCCUGCUCCACUGCUUUGUUUAACCGGUAAAGCACCGCCUAGAGGUACCACAGUUGAUUUAAGUCAUAUCGAUACGCCGGCAAAUAUGCAUUUGUGGCCGCUUUUCCAUAACGGCGUGGCCAACGGCUUGAGAAUUACUCCUGACGCCCAUAACAUCGAUAAUAAAUGGAUUACGUUCAAUACGAACAAAGGUGGUACUGAUUUACAAAUGGAGCACGCCGGUUUCCUGCUAGCGUUAGGACUGAACGGUCAUCUUAAAAAUCUCGCCUUUGACAGUACGUUCAACUAUUUAGAAAAGUUCCACGAAAUGACCAGCGUAGGAGUUUUAUUAGGGCUUUCUGCAGCCUUCAGGGGUACCGCUCAUCCUUCGUUAACCAAGACACUUGCGAUACACGUAGAAGCUCUGCUGCCUCCGACCUCCAUGGAAUUGGACAUACCUCAAACACUGCAAGUAGCGGGUUUGUUAGGAGUAGGGUUGGUGUACGAGGGUACGGCACACAGGCACAUGACUGAAGUACUUCUCACGGAAAUCGGCCGACCUCCAGGUCCUGAAAUGGAAAAUAGUAUAGAUAGAGAAUCGUAUUCACUAUCCGCCGGAUUGGCCUUAGGAUUAGUAACAUUAAAACAAGGCGACCGUCCUUCGGGUUUGUCCGAUUUAAACGUACCGGAUAUGCUGCAUUACUAUAUGGUCGGAGGAAAUAAAAGACCGCUCACUGGAUCUCAAAAAGACAAAUAUAAAACGGCUUCGUUUCAAAUCAGAGAAGGAACUUCGGUGAAUUUGGACGUGACUGCGCCCGGAGCCACGCUAGCCCUCGGGUUGAUGUAUUUGGGUACUAAUAAUAAAGCAGUGGCCGAUUGGAUGGCCCCUCCGCAAACGCAGUAUCUAUUAGAUUUCGUCAGGCCGGAUUUUCUUUUAUUAAGAACUUUGUCUAGAUCGCUUAUUUUAUGGAACGAUGUAGAACCAACGAAAGAAUGGGUCGAAAACCAAAUACCUUCUACCAUCAGGCCGUACUGUAUGGUAAACCCUACGCACAACUUAAACAUCGACUAUGAAGCUAUGAAUCAGGCGUAUUGUAACAUAGUCGCAGGAGCCAGCUUCGCUUUGGGUCUCAAGUUCGCAGGAACCGCCAACGAAGAAGCGUACGAAACUCUAUUACAUUUCUGUAACAUGUUUACGUCACUAAACGGAAAACCUGUAGCCGAUCUUGCCGGUAAAUCAACGAUAGAAACGUGCUUAAACGUGCUCCUUCUUUCAGUUUCCAUGGUAAUGGCGGGUACCGGUGAUUUGGAAAUAAUACGAUUGGUGCGCCAUCUCAGACGAAGGGUGGGAGUUUCUAACAGUCAAGUCGUAACUUACGGAUCUCAUUUGGCCAUUCACAUGGCAUUAGGGCUGCUAUUUUUGGGCGGAGGGAAGUAUACCUUAUCGAACACUCCAUCCAGUGUGGCGGCUCUAAUAUGUGCCUUCUAUCCCAAAUUUCCUACUCACAGCAACGAUAACAGGUAUCACCUGCAAGCCUUUCGUCAUUUGUACGUCUUAGCUGUUGAACCCAGGUUAAUAAUACCCAAAGAAGUCCACGCCGAUGAAAUAUGUUACGCUAAUCUAAGGGUUGUGCAGCUCGAUGGUACGGAAGUGAAUAUAAAAGGUCCUGGAAUUAUACCGGAUUUAAAUACUCUGCGGAAAGUCGAGGUGAAAGACGAACGAUAUUGGCCCGUCACGUUCGAAAGAGGAAAAAAUUGGGAAUCAUUAGAGCGAAUAUUAUCCACAACGGGGUACGUGGAGGUGAAACAGCGCGCCGGAUGCCUCAGCUAUAUUUUAGACAAAUUCGGUUACCGCAGCCAAUUGGCCAGGACUUUGACUCAUUCCGCUAUAGUGCCGUGGGAUCCGUCUCCGACGUCCAUAACGUUGUUCACGUCCGAUCAAUGCGUAAAAUUGUUCUGCGAGCACUUUCUCGGCUGUGAUAAAUCGAAGGAAACCACUGCGUUAGAAGCGAGAUUGAAGCAAUGCCUGACCAAGAUCACUUACGAUGCCGUGGUUCACGAUAAGCUCAUUGUGAUAGUUGUAUUUAUUUCUAUGCUAAAGGCAAUUUUGGAUCUAAAUGAUACUCCGUCUCCUCUAAAUGCCUUACAAUUCAAAAUCAUUGCUAAACAAAUAUUGCGGAAUCGAUCGUUUGAUUUGCUUUCGAAAGAAGUUGUGUUAGCUCUAAGACAAGAGUAUUUAAAAUAUUUCGACGAUUGGGAGGAAAUUUUGAAGCCUCAAUUGCAAAGUUUUUUGUCGAAUCGAGAUUUCAACAAAGACACGUCGAAUUUGGAUUGCAAGAGAUUGGCUACGUACGUGGUUUUUUACGACUUCCCUUGGAAUUGUAGGAUCAAUCGAGGGGAAUAUUUGGAAAUGCUCGGAAAAUUGCCGAGCAAUUUGUGUACAAACACCGUUGAUAAAAUUAUUAAAAUAUUUAGUUAAAUUGUUAUAAAUAUUUUUUGAAGUGAUUAUUUUUAAUACAUAAGUUAUAAAAUAAAGUAAAUGUUUUAUAUUUUAU